UUUUUUUUUUUCAACAUUGGAUUCUUACGACUGAGCAUACAAAAGUAUAGAACAAUGACAUCUCUGAGGUGUGUAGGCAACACAUCCAGUGAAUUGGAUUCGGCGAACGCGCGGUACAAGACACUGAAACGAUUGAUGACGAGCGGAUCACUUGAAAGCUAUGCAACACAACAAUUCCAGAUCCUUAGUGAACGGCAACAAGUACGGUUACAACAAAGUCAGCAAAGGUCACAACCAUUCUCCCAAUGUAUUGCUCAACAUGCCAUGAAUGAUGAACGCAACCGAUAUAUUGAUAUUAUUCCGUUUGAUAGUAACCGGGUGGUUCUCUCGACAUUGGGACCAGCAGGGGAUGAUUAUAUCAAUGCCAGUUGGAUUGAAUGGCAGUCAAGGCGAUAUAUUGCAACACAAGGUCCACUUCCUUCGACAUGUGGUGAUUUUUGGCGAAUGGUAUUGGAACAACAGGUCAAUGUGAUUGUAUGUCUGACGCCGGAAAUGGAGAAUCGACGGGUGAAAUGUGCAGCCUAUUGGCCAGUGGGGAAUGAUACAAAACGAUACCGACUCAAAUCAAGGAAACAUAUCAAUCAUUUCUUAUUUCCGUCCUCCCAUGGUGAUGAUGAUUGGACAAUUGAAGUAAAGAAUAGUCAACAAGAAGAACAUCAUUCGGAAGCAGCAUGUAUUGUACGACAAGUGCAAGUGUCAUGUUAUAAACAACAACAACUUUUACAAACGUCGACGGUGUAUCAACUUCAAUUCCUUGGAUGGGCAGAUCAUAGUGUGCCUCAACAAACAUCUCAUUUAAAUGCUCUUGUACGACUGGCCAAUCAAUUACAACAAACAUCACCGAUGGUAGUGCAUUGUAGUGCGGGUUGUGGACGAACAGGAACCUUUUGUGUGGUGGAUACAGUCACUGGUUGGCUGAAGCAUAGUGAAUCGAAAGAAGAUGAAUGGGUGGAUCCUGUAUUCGAAGUGACUGAUGCGUUUCGACAACAACGGACGACGAUGGUACAAACUGCAUCACAAUAUCUAUUUUGUUAUCAUGCUAUUUGGGAUUAUUUACAACAACAACAAUUAGAAGUUUAGCUUAUUAUUAUUAUUUGAAAUAAACAAUAUUGUAGUUUAUGUUUCGGAAGAUUCGGUUUAGAAA
Messenger RNA from Halteromyces radiatus, 1144 nucleotides. RefSeq names its product protein-tyrosine phosphatase-like protein. The record is from RefSeq and is a predicted model, not a curated record. The transcript has a single exon. Lineage: Eukaryota; Fungi; Mucoromycota; Mucoromycetes; Mucorales; Cunninghamellaceae. Gene Ontology annotation, molecular function: protein tyrosine phosphatase activity. Gene Ontology annotation, biological process: protein dephosphorylation. The coding region runs from base 55 to 1080 and encodes 341 amino acids.